GCGACCGCUGUGUAUUGUGGGACAAGUGGAAAUGUAUCAAUGAUGGCUGCUUCCAUUUCGGGUUACACUUUCAGUUCUGUGUGUUAUCACAGCGCUAACAGCAAUUCUGAUCAUGAAGGAUUCCUUUUUGGAGAAGUAAGGCAAGAGGAGAAUUUCAGCAUCAGUGAUUCACAGCUUAGUAGUACUGAGUUAUUGCAAGUAGUAGAAGUCCACAAUCAUGAACCUUGUGCACACCUGUUUAGCUUUUACGACUAUGCAGGCAAAGUCAAUGAGGAUAAUCUCAGCAGAAUUCUCAAAGAAAGGAGAAAAAAUGUCAUCGGCUGGUACCGCUUCAGAAGGAACACACAGCAGCAGAUGUCCUUCAGGGAGCAGAUUAUCCACAAACAGCUGAGCCACGUCCUGGGCAUGUCCGACCUCGUCUUCCUCCUCUUCAGCUUUAUCUCAACUGCCAACAGCUCCACGCACGCGCUGGAGUAUGUGCUCUUCAGGCCAAACACGAGGUAUAACCAGCGGAUAUCUCUUGCCAUCCCUAACCUGGGGACCACCAGCCAACAGGAGUACCAGGUGUCGUCUGUCCCAAAUACCUCCCAGAAUUACGCCAAGGUCAUCAAGGACCAGGGGGCUGAGUUUUUCGAAAGGGAUGGAGUGAUGAAGGGUAUCAGAACAAUCUUCGAGGUCUACAGUGCACUACAAGAGAAGGUUCAAACUGUGUGUAGAGAGGUUGAACAGAGCGAACGUGUGAAAGAGAAAGUCCAGGAAGAAGUGACCAGACUCAAGCAACAGAUCUCUCUCAGGAAACACAAGCGUGCGGAAGAAGACAGGAGGCUACAGGAAGCAGCUGCUGCAGCAGUCACAGACACAGGGGCAGACUCGGUUUUAGCAGAGGACUCCGAUCCCGCCCUGCCAUCUAGGGUGGCUUUCCACAGCCCCACCCCAGAGCGGCCCGGCCCACAGGCCCGUACCUCGGACACUCCACCCGCAUACUCAGACAUGGUCCCCCGGGACUCCCUAUCAGCAUUGUCCCCAGGGCCUAGCACGGUGCUCCUGCCUCGGCCCCAAGCGGUGGGGGCCUCUGGGUACUCCGUCUCCGGCCACGUCUUCGGCGGCGUGGGGUACCCUGGGAACGGGGACGGGUCGAGCGCAGACUUCUUGGACAGGCGGGCCGCGGGGCAGGAGGACGAGGAAGAAGAGGAGGAGGAAGAUGAGGACGACGAAGACGACAGCAGCGAGUACGAGAACCUGGUCAUCGAGCCCUCGGAGCUGGCUGACAGCGGAGUGUUAUCGCUGCCCCAGGGCCUGAGAGCGGAUGGCAAUGCCCGAAGCUCACAGGCCUCUCAUAGCUGAACGCUGGCGAGAGGACUGGCUCAGACUGACCUGGAAAAACCUCAGUAUCAUAUUUAAAAGGAAGGAAGAAAGGGUGGCUUUUAAAUUUUGUUGGCCCUCAGACAUGACAGCGUUCAAAUAAGAAGGACAAUGGGUGUUUCCCUCUGGAAUGGAGAUUUUUCCAUAAUUUAUAAUACAAUGUGUAUAAUGUGUAUAAUACACACAUUUUAUGGACAUGCAAAUUUUGCUUUGGCCAGGUCACGGGAAGGAGAAUUUCCUGGAACACCCACUUCACUUAAUUCACUUGUUCCAGUACCUCUGCACUGUUUUGCUUUGUCAUCAUGUUAAUCUAAAGGAAAGAGGAAACUGUUUUCUGUGGCCUUCAGAGUUUUCUUUAUUGAGCCAAAUUAGUGGUUAGCUUGUGUUUGUUUUCCAACCUAGCCAUGGUAAUCAAGGAACAUUAUAAUUGCUUUAGCUUGUACGCUUGUCAGCCACACAUUGUUACCUUUUAAUUAUCAAAUAUAUUCUUGCUGCAGAGGUUGCCUGUAACUUUAAGAUGAAAAUAAUUAUGCUACAAUAAGGGGUGCUUUAUUUCCUCUCAGAUCACAGUGUAACAUGAUCAAUAUGACGAAAUGGUCUUAUCAUUUAAUACCACUGACUUUGUGUACCCUUCAGUGCACUUAGAAUGUAAUCCCUCCCCAAGUGUAGAUGUGCCGCAGUUGUUGGCUUCUUACUUUUGAAUCAACACAGCUUUCAAUCUUGUGCAAUCUUCAGGGCUUACAGAACAAUUGUACUAGCAAGAAGCUGCUUUCUGAGGUCAAAUUUGAGAGUGCAUACAGAAAAAAAAAAAGCAUAUCGUCCCAGAUUGUAAAAUUGUCACUUCAACUGUGAACUGCAACUACUGAUACCGGAUCACCUAGAGUUCGCUCUAGUAUGCAGCUUCACAGAAGAGAAGCUCUUUCACAGAUCUGAUGCUGUGCUGGGGGAGGAAAUGGCAUAAUAUGAAUCAUAUUAUAAUCAAUAGACCUCAUAGACGCCAGUCAGUGUUCAGACACAAACUCAGACUCUGUGCCUUCUGUGUGUAGCAAGACCACUGAGCAUGAAGGUCAGACCCGCAGAACACGGCCAUAGUAAAGAGUGAAGAGGCUAUGGGCAGUGCACAAAGAUUAGAGCAAUUCUGUGCCUACUACUGUGGAUCUGAGUUCAACAUGGGUGGUAGCACAAGUCAAAACCUCCAGCUUUUUUUUUCAUGUUUAAUGCAAAAUGGCUCCCUUAAUGCUGUCAUGUUAAUGCCACUAUUAUAGUGUUGUAAACCAGGUUGUAAUGGCCCAAUUACAUGACUGAUUCGUCAAGUAUUUGUUGGUACAGCAACUGUUUGGACACUAAAAAAGUGAACAACAAAUGUUUUAUUGCUAAAUCUAUACAAAUUCUGCAAUUCCUUGUUUCACACAGGCCAUGCAUUACGUUGAUCUUGGCUGUGAUAAUCCUUUUUAAAUUCAGAACAGCAGUAGAAGGCACAGUAAGAGGCAUAAGCAGGUACUCUGCGUGGGUUAGCCUUUGAGAACCUGCUUUACUGUAAAGCACAAAUCCAGUGAACGUGUAAUCAACCAUUUACUCUGGGUCAGAUGCUGGAUGCAUUAGUGCUGGAAUACUUUGGAGACAUUUACUUCAGACUCAAUUUGAUUUGUAUACAAAAGAUAAUAAAGGAAAUGUUUAUUUGGUU
Molecule: messenger RNA, 3046 nt
Organism: Conger conger (European conger)
Lineage: Eukaryota; Metazoa; Chordata; Actinopteri; Anguilliformes; Congridae
Product: BRISC complex subunit abraxas 2-like
Exons: 9
Coding region: 40-1344 (434 amino acids)
Biological process (GO): protein K63-linked deubiquitination; mitotic spindle assembly; attachment of spindle microtubules to kinetochore
Cellular component (GO): nucleus
Molecular function (GO): polyubiquitin modification-dependent protein binding; microtubule binding
Source: RefSeq, a predicted model, not a curated record